This is a messenger RNA of Clupea harengus (Atlantic herring), 513 nucleotides long. RefSeq lists its product as uncharacterized. NCBI's taxonomy places the organism in Eukaryota, Metazoa, Chordata, Actinopteri, Clupeiformes, Clupeidae. The record is from RefSeq and is a predicted model, not a curated record.
AUAUACUAUGUCCAUUUGCAUCAUUGUGCUAUUUAUUAUCUAUUAGAGUGCUGGACAAACUGGAUGGACUGUGACAACCCAACGGGAACUGGAGACUCGGAGACUAUCAGUAACCUGAAGAACUAUUUCCCCAAGGACAUGUGCCCCAACCCCACCGCCAUCGAGGUGGCAACUGUGGAUGGCAUCAGCCUGGCGGAUGCAGGCAAUGUGUUUUAUGCGAACGAUCACAUCACUGGCCUCAUCUGUAAGAACGCAGAUCAGAAGAAAUGCUUCUGCCGGGACUACAAAGUCCGUUUUGUCUGCUACCCUCCAUUCUGUGGCAACCAAAAACCAUUGUGCUGGACAAAGUGGUAUGAUCGUGACAAUCCCUCCGCUACUGGUGACUGGGAGCUGCUGAAGAACCUGCGGAAGGAGAACCCUAAUGAGAUCUGUGCCAAUCCGAUCGCCAUUGAGAGCCAGACUGUGGACAAAGACACUCCCGCCAGCGUGACUGGCCAAGACUUCCUCCAGUAA